CUUCUUCUUCUUACGGUGCUUUACAAAAUCGAAAAGAAUGGCACUGCGUGUUUUUGGCCUAAAUAUAGUGAAAACUAACAGAAAUCUUUUGCAAAAUGCAUGCAAAUCUAGUGUCCCGCCCGCAGGCCAUAUGCCGGUGGCUUCAUUUGCAACCGAAGUAACCAUCCAGGCGGCUCCGGCGGCGGUCCAGAAGCAAAAGGUUAGCAAGGCCAUGCGGGCAUACCUGAAAAGAUCAAACGAACACGACGAGUUCAUGAAGACCCAGCAUCUGGAGUUCCAGAUCGGUAAGAGGCACCUGGCGAACAUGAUGGGCGCCGAUGCGGAGACUUUUACCCAGGAAGAUAUUGACGAGGCGAUAUCAUAUCUGUUCCCGUCCGGCUUGUACGACCAAAAAGCCCGCCCGGCCAUGAAAUCGCCCGAGGUUGUCUUUCCCGCUCGGAAAGCCGCUGAAUUCGAUGAGACGGGCAGACCGUUCCAUAGCAUGUUCUACACCGGCAAGCCAAACUUCUUCCAGCUGCUUCAUGACAUUGUGGAGGAAACCAAGAAGUUGGCGGAUCUGGAGGAGCGUAUGCUUCGUCGCGGCAACAAACCCGAUGAGAACCAAAAACUAGAAAUUGCCGGCUUUCAGCUGUUGCCCAAGGAUCAGUUAGAAAUAUUGCUGGUAGAGACCAUUGCCGAUAUUGAAUACUCCAACUUCACUAAGUCCAUGGAUCGGCUUAUCGCUUCGCCCUAUGCUUACAAGAGCAAAACCUUUAUUGAACGUUUCCUGAAACCACUGAUGGAUCAGUCCAAGCAGUUAGAAGUGCCGAAGCCUAAGAUCGAUGAGGAGGGUCGCCAGUACAUCACCACUUACGAGUGCUUGCGCAAAACAGCCAGAGCUGACGUCACAGUGAGGCUGCCGGGUACGGGAAAGAUCACCAUAAACGGCAAGGAUAUCUCAUACUUUGAGGAUGAAAACUGCAAGGAGCAGUUGCUCUUCCCGCUGCAAUUUAGCGAGCUGCUGGGCAAAGUCGAUGUGGAGGCUAAUGUCGAGGGAGGCGGACCAUCCGGUCAGGCUGGAGCCAUCCGCUGGGGCAUCGCGAUGAGUUUGCGCAGCUUUGUCGAUCAAGAGAUGAUUGAGUCAAUGCGUCUGGCCGGCUUGCUGACACGUGACUACCGCCGUCGGGAGCGUAAGAAGUUCGGACAGGAAGGAGCACGCCGCAAGUACACGUGGAAGAAGCGCUAAACGGGCACGUGCAUCUACAAUACUAGGCUGCAUUUUGUAUCGCAAUGUUUUAAUAAAUAUCAACUAUGUUAACGGA
Molecule: messenger RNA, 1301 nt
Organism: Drosophila ficusphila
Lineage: Eukaryota; Metazoa; Arthropoda; Insecta; Diptera; Drosophilidae
Gene: mRpS9
Product: 28S ribosomal protein S9, mitochondrial
Exons: 7
Coding region: 38-1225 (395 amino acids)
Biological process (GO): translation
Cellular component (GO): mitochondrial small ribosomal subunit; ribosome
Molecular function (GO): structural constituent of ribosome; RNA binding
Source: RefSeq, a predicted model, not a curated record